Suillus discolor is the source of this 1164-nucleotide messenger RNA. RefSeq lists its product as uncharacterized. The transcript has 13 exons. The record is from RefSeq and is a predicted model, not a curated record. NCBI's taxonomy places the organism in Eukaryota, Fungi, Basidiomycota, Agaricomycetes, Boletales, Suillaceae. Bases 1 to 1164 code for a protein of 387 amino acids.
AUGGAAUCGCCAUCCUCACCAUCCUCUACCAUCACUACCCCACCUAACUGUCAUGAAAUUUCUCAGAGGUCAGGCAAACUGAUUGUGAUGGCUAUGACUUGCCGCUCCGCCCUGCUGCACUAUGAUCGUGCCUCAAAAUCCAUGGUUGAAUGGUGUUGGCCUGCCGAUGAUGAGGGGAAGAAGAUUCCGCCAUCUGACUUGGAGAAGUCCCGCAAGGAAUACAAUUUUCAAUAUCCAUGCUGCCUAUGUGCUGAUGAGGGUGGAAAAGAGGCGUACGUAGAAGCAGCCGUGUACCCAUGGUGGGAUACGAUCACAGAGGGGACCCAUUGGACUGCAAGAUGUGCUUCUGAUACUUGCGGAUACCGAGUUAUUCCCUUUAGCUGCAUUCCGAUGGGUGAUAAAGAGCAGCGAGUCCCUCCUGUUCAAUUCGAAUGGACCAACCAGGAGCAAACGGAGUUGUUAAACAGGCUUGCUUCGUCUAACAGUGAUAGGAUUGCUGCGAAUAAGACUUACCUCGUUUCUUGUCAUCGAGCGUUCAGUACCAGUGUGACACAUGGGAUCGCACGGUGCAGCUAUCUCGUUCGGCCACGUAUUGAUAAAAUAGAACAUAUAUUUUGGGGAGUAAGACAAGAGACGAAGAAAAACAAACAACACACGUCUACAGGCCUUGAUGCGCUUCCUCGAUUAGAGUCCAUGUUGAAAAUGCUGCAGGAAUUCCAGCCAUAUGGAUUCAUGAUGCACAUAUUGAGGAUCUCCCUUAGUGAAAGCCCCAUAGAUAUGUGUCACCACUGUACGGUCAGGCAAAGUGAGGAUACAUGGGGAAUCAUGCACUUUCACAUGAAGGAUGACCUGCGCCCUUUACAUACAAGCCAGAAGGACAAGAAGGAGAUAAAUGCUCCAGAGUCUCAGCUUCAGGACAAUGAACUGGGUUGCAAAAUGGGAAGGCUCUCAAAUAUCUCGACAUCUUCAGAACUCAAUGUGUCAAGAAUCGCAGCGGCCUCUUCACUCCUGGUGUAUGUUUUACACAAGUUCAGCCAAGAAGCUGAACAGAUCCUUCAAACAUGCGAAACUGGCUCGCGGUGGAGCUUUGAGUUGCUUGUGCAGCUCAAAUACCACGAGAAGCGGAAGCUUAUUCUCAUUGUUGAUGGUGUGGGCAUUGUUUGA